This is a messenger RNA of Psammomys obesus (fat sand rat), 2690 nucleotides long. It is a transcript of the gene Slc26a6, whose product is annotated as solute carrier family 26 member 6. Gene Ontology annotation, cellular component: membrane. NCBI's taxonomy places the organism in Eukaryota, Metazoa, Chordata, Mammalia, Rodentia, Muridae. The record is from RefSeq and is a predicted model, not a curated record. The coding region runs from base 237 to 2444 and encodes 735 amino acids. Gene Ontology annotation, biological process: transmembrane transport. Gene Ontology annotation, molecular function: bicarbonate transmembrane transporter activity; chloride transmembrane transporter activity; secondary active sulfate transmembrane transporter activity. The transcript is spliced from 21 exons.
GGGCAGCCACACCUGAGCUGGAUGUGUAGGCCAUGCUCAUCCCGCUCUCCCUUCCCGAGAGACUUUGGCCCAGAAAGAGUUUUCCAGCAACCAAGGUUCAGAUACUGCCCCUGUCUGGGUGUGAACAUGGGGCUCUCAGGGACCAGAAGGGUUACAUCUACCCUUGAUCUCUGAGGCCAGAAAUCUCAGACCAAGGGCCACAACAGACACAGGCACUUCUGUCUGCAACACAAGAGAUGGAGCUGCAAAGGCGAGACUACCAUGUGGAGAGGCCAUUGCUGAACCAGGAGCAACUAGAGGACCUGGGGCGCUGGAGCCCGGUGCCCAAGACCUACCAGUGGCGAACUUGGUUUCGAUGCUCCCGUGCUCGGGCCUACGCUCUUCUGCUCCAGUACAUUCCAGUCUUGGGCUGGUUACCCCGCUAUCCCGUGCGUGAGUGGCUCCUGGGAGAUCUAUUAUCGGGCCUGAGUGUCGCCAUCAUGCAGCUUCCGCAGGGCUUGGCCUAUGCCCUCUUGGCGGGAUUGCCUCCUAUGUUUGGCCUGUACAGCUCUUUCUACCCGGUCUUCGUGUACUUCCUGUUUGGUACCUCUCGACACAUCUCUGUGGGGACCUUUGCUGUAAUGUCUGUGAUGGUGGGCAGUGUGACAGAAUCCCUGACUGAAGAUGAGGCCUUCCUGCAAGGCUUGAACGCCACAGUUGAUGACGCCCGCGUGCAGGUGGCCUACACGCUCAGUUUCCUGGUUGGCCUCUUCCAGGUGGGGCUGGGCCUGGUUCAGUUCGGCUUCGUGGUCACCUACCUGUCGGAGCCUCUGGUCCGCAGCUACACCACGGCGGCGUCUGUGCAAGUCCUCAUCUCACAGCUCAAGUAUGUGUUUGGUGUCAAACCGAGAAGUCACUCUGGGCCGCUGUCCGUUAUCUAUACAGUGCUGGAGGUCUGCGCACAGCUGCCGGAGACUGUGCCCGGCACCGUGAUCACGGCGUUCGUGGCAGGAGUGGUGCUUGUGCUGGUGAAACUGUUGAAUGAAAAGUUGCAGCGACAUCUGCCCUUGCCCAUACCUGGGGAACUGCUCACGCUCAUCGGGGCCACUGGCAUUUCCUAUGGUGUGAAACUGAAUGAGACAUUCCAGGUGGACAUUGUGGGCGACAUCGCCACGGGGCUGAUACCGCCAGUGGCACCCAAGAUAGAGUUGUUCGGAACGCUUGUGGGGAAUGCCUUUGCCAUUGCUGUGGUCGGCUUCGCCAUUGCCAUCUCCCUCGGGAAGAUCUUUGCCCUGAGGCAUGGCUACCGCGUGGACAGUAACCAGGAGCUGGUGGCCCUCGGCCUCAGUAACCUCAUUGGAGGUUUCUUCCAAUGCUUCCCCGUGAGCUGCUCCAUGUCCCGGACCCUGGUACAGGAGAGCACCGGGGGCAACACACAGGUUGCUGGAGCCGUAUCAUCCCUCUUCAUCCUCCUCAUUAUCCUCAAACUUGGGGAACUCUUCCGGGACCUGCCCAAGGCCGUCCUGGCAGCCGUUAUUAUUGUGAACCUAAAGGGCAUGAUGAAGCAGUUCUCUGACAUCUGCUAUCUUUGGAAGGCAAAUCGAGUGGACCUGCUAAUCUGGCUGGUGACCUUUGUGGCCACAAUUGUGCUGAACCUGGACAUUGGCCUGGCAGUUUCCAUAGUCUUCUCCCUGCUGCUCGUGGUGGUCCGAAUGCAGCUGCCCCAUUACUCUAUCCUGGGGCAGGUGCCAGAUACGGAUAUUUAUAGAGACGUAGCAGAAUACUCAGGGGCCAAAGAGGUCCCUGGCGUGAUGGUCUUCCGUUCCUCGGCCACCAUGUACUUUGCCAACGCUGAGUUCUACAGUGACUCACUGAAAAAGAAGUGUGGUGUGGAUGUUGACCGCCUCAUCGCCCAGAAAAGGAAACGAAUCAAAAAGCAGCAGAUGAAGAUGAAGCGAAUGAAGAAAGCCAAGAAGUCCCAGAAACAGGCUGCCUCUUCCAACAUCUCCUCAGUUUCUGUCAACGUCAAGACCAGCUUCGAAGACAUCAAAAGCAAUGACGUGGAGGGCUCUGAGGCCAAGGUGCACCAAGGGGAGGCGCUGCAGGAUGUAGUCGUCAACAAUCAAGAAGACGACAAGGCCGCAACCGUGAUUACACUGAAGUCCCUGGGCCUGCCCCAGCCAGGCUUCCACAGCCUCGUCCUAGACCUGAGCCCCCUCUCCUUUGUGGACACUGUGUGCAUUAAGAACCUGAAGAACAUUUUCCGUGACUUCCGGGAGAUCGAAGUGGAGGUGUUCAUCGCAGCCUGUUACAGUCCUGUGGUCACCCAGCUUGAGGCUGGAAAUUUCUUUGAUGACUCUAUCACUAAGCAGCAUCUCUUUGCCUCUGUCCACGACGCUGUGACCUUUGCCCUCUACCACCGGAAAUCUGGCUCUAACAGCCCUGUUUUGGCCACCAAACUCUGACUUUUCUGGAAGAGACUGCCUACCUCUGGAGGCCGUGACAGGUCACCCUCAGGAAACCCCCUGCCUCUGGGCCACCUCCAGGUGCUGCCUAGGACUCCAGUCUGUGUACAUGCACAUUCAGCUCAUGGAUGGAUGUGUUCAGCGCUACAGGCCUGGGGCAGGGCUAUUAAAGUCAGACUGGCUUUGCCUGGGUGCUGGAAGGGAGGUGAUGAGUUUACAAUUUUGGGAAUAAAUGUGUUUGUCCAA